CUCUGUUGGAUGCUAUGGUUAGAUGUGAGGAGCUGGCCGAACAUAGUAUUCCUGAACACAGACACUUGUGACGAUGGCGGCCAAUGAGGUUGAUGUUUUCGCAAAUGAAGAAAAGCGAAACCUGGAGCUCAGAGGCCAUGUGGGCUUCGACAGUCUCCCUGAUCAGUUGGUCAGCAAGUCAGUUGCUCAGGGAUUCUGCUUCAACAUCCUCUGCGUAGGUGAAACUGGAAUUGGCAAGUCCACAUUAAUGAACACACUUUUCAAUACAAUAUUUGAAAACGAGGAAAUCAGCCACUAUGAGAAAGAGGUACAGCUACGCCCGCAAACGUACAAUCUGCAGGAGAGCAAUGUGAACCUGAAGCUGACCGUUGUUCACACUGUGGGGUUCGGAGACCAGCUCAACAAAGAGGAAAGCUUUAAACCCAUUCUUGAGUAUAUUGAUGCCCAGUUUGAAAAGUAUCUGGAAGAGGAGCUGAAAAUUAAACGCUCCCUGUUUAACUGCCAUGACACAAGAAUCCACAUCUGCCUGUAUUUCAUCUCACCCAAUGGACAUUCCCUGAAGUCCCUGGACCUCGUCACGAUGAAGAAAUUGGACAGCAAGGUGAACAUCAUCCCUGUUAUUGCAAAGGCAGACACAGUAUCCAAGAGUGAACUGGACAAAUUAAAGAUCAAGAUAAUGAGCGAGCUGGUCAGUAAUGGAGUGCAAAUAUAUCAGUUCCCCACAGAGGAUGAAGCUGUCGCAGAGAUCAACUCCUCCAUGAAUACACAUCUACCCUUUGCUGUGGUUGGAAGUGUAGAAGACGUCAAAGUUGGCAACAAAAUGGUGAAAGCGAGGCUGUACCCCUGGGGUUCAGUACAGGUCGAAAAUGAAAGUCAUUGCGAUUUUGUGAAGCUGAGGGAGAUGCUGCUGCGUGUGAACAUGGAGGAUCUCCGAGAGCAGACACAUGCUCGACAUUAUGAGCUCUACCGCCGCUGCAAGCUGGAAGAGAUGGGCUUCAAGGACACAGACCCGGACAGCACGUCGUUCAGUCUUCAGGAGACGUACGAAGCCAAGAGGAAGGAGUUCCUUGUAGAUCUGCAGCGCAAAGAGGAAGAAAUGAGACAGAUGUUUGUCAACAAAGUGAAGGAGACAGAAGCAGAGCUGAAAGAAAAAGAGAAAGAGCUACACGAGAGGUUUGAGCAGCUGAAGCGAAUGCACCAGGAAGAAAAGAAAAAUCUGGAGGAGAAAAGACGAGAACUGGAGGAGGAGAUGAAUGCCUUCAAUAGAAGAAAGGUUGCAGCGGAGACACUGAUGGGACAGGCCCUCCAAGGCUGCUCACAACCAUUCAAGAAGGACAAGGACAAGAAGAAUUGAUUUAUCGGAUAUCCAGGAAAACCAGGAAUGUCAUCAGAAUGGGAAAAGGAACAUUACUUCCUGGCACUGUAGGUGUGGACUUAGUGUCACAGUGACCUAACGUUUGUGAGCCUAAAUAAUGUGAUGGCUAUAAGCCAGUGUUUUCAUGAUGGAUUAAAAAGGUAGCUUUGCUUAGUGUUUUUAAUUGGUCCCUAAUGCUGACUGUUCUAAACACACAAUCCACAAACUGUUCUUAACAUGUAGCUUCUUUGUUAUCUGUUCUUGUUACGGAGGUGUGUUGGUCUCCUGGUUUAAAUGUAAACUUCUAGUGAGAAACAUUAAGCCCUACAACAGGAGACUCUCAGUGAAUGACUAAUGAAUGGAUGAUUUAGAGUUUUAUAAUUGGUUAAACAUGCAGUAAUUGUUUGUGUGUAAUUGUGGAUUAUUGCACAAAUUAAAUGGUGUCCUACAGGUUUUUUUUUGACAGAAUGACAAAUCUAUUAAUGUUUUUUUUUUAUUGUUGAUUGUUAACGAAAGGAUAUCAAAUGUAAUAACAUCAUUCCAUGCAAGGGUAUGGAGACAAUUUUGGGAUUUAUUCAACAAAAUUCUGGAUGGGAGUAAAAUAUUUGCCUCUAUUUAUAUUUAAAUAAAUGCUAAAAAUGGAAAACUGAACUUGGCACCAGUUCAUCUGUUGGUCAGCUUAACCCCCACCCCCAUCACCACCACCACCCCUUCUCUGAGCAUCACAUCAGUCAUUUGUUUGAUUUACAGCAUUUCAUAUCGCAUCCUUCAUGACUUACUAAAAAACGUGGUUCCCUGAUUUUAAAUGACUGUGUCAACUCUGUUCCUAUAAAAUGCAUAAAUCAUGUAAUUCAAGCUUUUUUUUUUAGCUUCAGUCAGAAGCCACAAAGAGGACAUAUAACAAAAUGCUUACUAAACUGAAUAAUCAUUCUUUAAUUUUAAGUAUUUUUUAUCUUGCUAAGAUUGUCAAGACACUGAUCAAUAAGUUGCUUGUGCUGAUAAAUAACAUGAUAUUUCUUUCCUUUUCAUAGCUUCUUUAGUCUACCAUCCGCGUGCUCCUUAACUUCAGGAAGGAAUUUGAAUUAGAAGACUUUCCACCACAUUAAAGGAUCACAGACUAACUAUCAAGCUUAUUAUUUUUACAAUGUGAAAUAACAAUUUUUGUAAGAUUGCACUUACCAUCCCUGGGAGUGAGUCAGCCUGCAGUCUUCCAUGUCUACUAAACUCUCCUGUAAGCUUUCCAGCUGUGCUCUGUAGCAUGGUCUCCGCAUGGCUCCUAACCUCAUUCCUACAAGUAUUUAAAAUGUCAUUGCCAAAAUCGCAGUUUUGUUCUAGAUGUGCUUCCUUCUUUCAUCUGCCAUGUUGUGCUUGUAGCUUCUGGUUGAUGACAAGUUACACUGUGAGAUGUAUCUUCUAAAGUUACAUGAUAUUGCUAGUUAAUGUUGUACAAAUGUAACAAUAUAUUAUUUAACAGCACUUUAAUUCAACCAUAAUUCAAUUAUUAUCUUUGAUCAGUGUGAAAGGUUCCCUAUCACGUUAACAUAUCAGCCCUCAUGUUGUUUAUAAUAGAUAUAUUAAGAAGUGUUUCAAAGUUUUUAACAGUGAAAACUACAUAUAUAUAUAUAUACCGUAUAUAUACUGUUGCUACAUGAGAAGCCUGGAUGUAUAGACAUUCAGGGUUAUAUCUCUUAAUGUCAGUAGAUCUAUAUUACAGGUCUGUGUGGGCCUGCUUGGAGAUUUGUAAAUUCUCGUGUAAUAAAGACUUGCUUUAUUGAAAAA
Labrus mixtus (cuckoo wrasse) is the source of this 3133-nucleotide messenger RNA. RefSeq names its product septin-8-A-like. NCBI's taxonomy places the organism in Eukaryota, Metazoa, Chordata, Actinopteri, Labriformes, Labridae. Gene Ontology annotation, cellular component: septin ring; septin complex; cell division site. Gene Ontology annotation, molecular function: GTP binding; GTPase activity; molecular adaptor activity. The transcript is spliced from 10 exons. The record is from RefSeq and is a predicted model, not a curated record. The coding region runs from base 74 to 1354 and encodes 426 amino acids. Gene Ontology annotation, biological process: cytoskeleton-dependent cytokinesis.